UCCCAUGCUGCUCAUCCCGGUUAGGCCCGUCUGAAUUUUCUCUCUUUCCGUUUCCAACUUCCUUCCUUAUUGCCCUUAGCAAACCACUAUAACCCGACUUUUUCUUGUGACGCCUCAUGCUUCCUUCGACAGCAAGCCUGUCAAUUCGGAUUCCUUCCCGUUCCGUCCCUGCCGUGUGUUAACGCGAGACGAAACCACCCCAGGAAGUACAGCACAGCACAGCACAGCACAGUAACUUCUACGGUUGCUUGGCCUAGGCCGCUAGAUAACGACCGAUCUCUCUCACCACCUCUCCCUCGCCCGUCCCCCCUCCUUUUUCUCCUUUUCUCCUCUCCACCAUGCCGCCAGCCUCUGAGCCCCAAGGCAACCUGGCCACCAACCCAGACGCCUCUGCAUCUUCCUCGUCCAACGCCGCCCAAGAUGCCUCGGGACGACAGCCCGCCGCCGCCUCCUCCACCUCCGCCGAACUCGCCAGUGCAAAGAUAAGCCUCGAGAAGUCCCUGCGGCGCUUCCCCGACUUCCCUAUCCCCGGCAUCAACUUCCUGGAUAUCAUGCCAUGGUUCCUCGACCCUGCCGUCCACGCAACCCUCCUCCGCUCCCUCGAGCUGCAGCUCCUCCACUUUGGCGGCACCGAUAACGCCAUCAAGCCCGAUGUCAUCGUCGGCCUGGAUGCCCGUGGCUUCCUCUUCGGCCCCAGCCUGGCUCUCCGCCUGGGCGCCAGCUUCGUGCCUGUCCGCAAGAAGGGCAAGCUGCCCGGGCCCUGUGUCACCGCCGAGUACAUGAAGGAGUACGGCGCCGACUACUUCCAGAUGCAGGAAGGCGUCAUUAAGCCCGGCCAGAAGGUCCUUGUCGUAGAUGACAUUAUUGCUACUGGUGGCUCUGCCGCGGCCGCUGGCGACCUGAUCAAGCAGCUGGGAGGCAGCUUGGUCGGUUUCCUUUUUAUCAUUGAGAUUCCCUUCCUCAAGGGACGCGACAAGCUCGACAAUGUCCCUGUCGUGACUCUGCUCGAUGUGAACGAAUAAGCCGCCCAAUCAAGAUGAUUCGAAGCCCGAUUCGACCACGUCAGGCGGACAGCUGUCUAGCCCACCCUUGGUUGCGCCUCACCUCCGGUUUCAUCGGCUAAACGGUCCGACGCCCCAUAUCAAAAUCUCACCAGAUGGCUAGGCUUAUCGCCCACCCCGACCGUCCGGGACCUUUUCCACAUAAGUGCGUUCUGAAUCGAGAGGCUAUUGUUUUAACAUCAAGACUGGACGGAUCAUACCCCAUUGUGCUCGUUUGUCGUGGCUUUCUUCACGUUGCUUGGUCUUGCUCACAACUACGAGUUCUGACGGCGAUGACCGGGCGGGUGAUGGGGGGGGGGACGCCAAGAUCGACCGGCUGUCAAUGUGCAUAUUGUGGUACGAUUGGUGAGGAUCAACUGCGGAAAUUUAGAUCGCUCCAUGAACGUUUGGGUGGACAUUUGGCUGGAUAGACUUCGGCGUUUAAGGUCUCGAAAAGUGCUCAUCUUUUGACGAGUCCUGCCAACAUGUUUUGGUUUUAUGUCGACAGUGUCAUUUCCAUGGCCCAAGAGCAACAUCUCUCCAAUGAGAUUGCACCUCGGCAAAACAUUCAUAGACCGUUCUGCUGCUCGCAAUAGACCAUUUCAAACC
Diaporthe batatas is the source of this 1649-nucleotide messenger RNA. RefSeq lists its product as uncharacterized. Gene Ontology annotation, cellular component: cytoplasm. The transcript is spliced from 3 exons. The coding region runs from base 339 to 1022 and encodes 227 amino acids. The record is from RefSeq and is a predicted model, not a curated record. Lineage: Eukaryota; Fungi; Ascomycota; Sordariomycetes; Diaporthales; Diaporthaceae. Gene Ontology annotation, molecular function: adenine binding; adenine phosphoribosyltransferase activity; AMP binding. Gene Ontology annotation, biological process: adenine salvage; AMP salvage.